Molecule: messenger RNA, 1119 nt
Organism: Mesitornis unicolor (brown roatelo)
Lineage: Eukaryota; Metazoa; Chordata; Aves; Mesitornithiformes; Mesitornithidae
Gene: CIMAP2
Product: chromosome unknown open reading frame, human C1orf177
Exons: 10
Source: RefSeq, a predicted model, not a curated record
AUGGUCCAAAAGUCCAUCAGCUUGGUCCACAGAUGGUCCAAGUACUCAGGCUGGGAGCACCCCACGGUGGAGAGGAAAACAUCAGUCUCUGACUGGGCCAAAGCAGAGAAGGACUCCUGGUUCCGUCGGCUGCCCCAUUUCCAGUUCAAGGAGAUAAAGGAGAGGCGCAAACGCCAGCAGGAAAGGCUGGGCCCGGGAACGUACAACAUCAGGGACUUUCUGCAGGAGACACGGUCCUCCAACCGCCGGGGGAUCUGCGACACCAGGGAGCCGCGGUUCGGAUAUGCCAGCAAGGACUGCUUCCCCCCACCUGGCACAUACGGCCUGCAGGGGAACCCCUAUGCCCGACUGGAGGAGAGGGCCAAGCGCUCCACCUGCACACGAGGGCUGAUGGACAGCAGGACUCCAAAGUGUGUCCUGCCGGCAGUCCUGGGCAGCGGCCUGGGACCCGGCACCUACCAUCUGCGGAGCAGCAUCGGUGAGACGCUGCAGAGGGCGUGCGGCUCCAGCCGGCGCGUCUUGAAGGACAAGUCGAAGCCUGUCAAGAGUGUCCUUCACAUCUUUGGGGAGAGGAGAGACGCCAAGCUGAGUGCUGGCACUGUCAAGAGUUUCGUGGAUGAGCUGAUGUUGAAGGAGAACAAGAAGAAAGGCUGCUUCAGCACCCUGCCGAGGAACCCGCGCUGCCCUACAGAGAGGAUCUUCUGGGCCACGCUCAGCCAGUGCCCAAAGAAGGUGCACACAGUGGGGCCAGGCUCAUACGACCCAAAGCCCAUUGAAAGAUCAGUGUACUCCAGCAAAGCUCCUUUCCAGUCGUCUGCCAAGAGAUUCGACAAAAUGUACUACCGCCUCUUCACUGGGAAUGAGCAGCAUCUUCAGCACAUUACAGAGCCGGUGCAGAACCCUGUAUGUGUUGGUCGCUACGACAUCACCAAGCAUGAAAAAUACCCUGAGAAGAUGAGAUACCAGUCCCUGUACCGGAACGACAGGCAGUACUACCUGAGCUACCCAAAGUGAGAUGCCUACAUGUUGCCUGUUGCUAAAAACAACUGGAGUGCUUUGAUUUCUGCUCCGCGUUGUCCAGACACCUCUGCAGAACUCCCUGCUGUUUCCCGGACAUGA